This is a messenger RNA of Dermacentor silvarum, 921 nucleotides long. RefSeq names its product alpha-tocopherol transfer protein-like. Gene Ontology annotation, molecular function: phosphatidylinositol bisphosphate binding. Gene Ontology annotation, cellular component: membrane. NCBI's taxonomy places the organism in Eukaryota, Metazoa, Arthropoda, Arachnida, Ixodida, Ixodidae. The transcript is spliced from 6 exons. The record is from RefSeq and is a predicted model, not a curated record. The coding region runs from base 28 to 921 and encodes 297 amino acids.
AAGAUCAUAUCGACAUUGCUUUUCGCCAUGGCGGAUGAGAAGAGCCCGGUCAUAGUUGAAGCCGUCGCCCGGUCGAUGUCGUCUGUAGACCUCGCACAUGACGACCUGGCCGAAAACGCAAAUGCCAAGGAAGAGGCUCUGAAUCGACUGCGUGAACAGAUUUUGGGUGAACCCCUGCUACACUGCCCAACGGACGACUGGCUGCUCAUCUUUCUACGAGCCCGAAAGUUUGACGCCGACCGCGCUUUCAAGAAUAUCACCAACUACUUCAAGGCCCGGCAGGACAACCCCGAAAUAUUUGAUGACCUGAGCCCGUCCCGUAUCCCCUUCGAAAGCGCCUGCCGUAAGCACCGGCUCUUGACAGUGUCUCGCCACACAGACUCAAAAGGAAGGACAGUUCUAAUGCUGAAGUUUGGCGCCUGGAGCACCGAUGUUUGUUCGAUCAACGAUUUCUUCAGGGUGCUAGUAGUAUUUGGUGUCCACCUCCUUCUCCAAAGAGAGUGCCAAGACAAGGGCGUGGUGGUCGUAGUAGAUUAUACGGGCCUUGGCACCUAUCAUCUGGCCCACUACACGCCUUCUGCCAUUCGAAAGUUGAUCAGGCUUCUACAGGACUGUUUCCCUCUGCGGAUCAAGGCAAUAUACAUUAUCAACCAUCCAGCAAUCUUUGAUCUCUUGUACGCCAUUUCCAGGCGCUUUUUGAAGGCCAAACUAGUAGAAAGGAUACGGCUGUUGGGCUACAACACAGACAAACUGCACGACCUGGUUCCUGCUGACGUGAUCCCAGUCGAGCAUGGCGGCACGAACGAAAGUUACGACUACGACACGAUGGAGAGGGAACUGAUGAAUGAAGAGGACUACUUUGUGGAAAUCAGCUCUUACGGUUAUCUAAGCAAGGCGACAAAAGAGAGUGCUACAGUUUAA